Molecule: messenger RNA, 1072 nt
Organism: Hydractinia symbiolongicarpus
Lineage: Eukaryota; Metazoa; Cnidaria; Hydrozoa; Anthoathecata; Hydractiniidae
Exons: 5
Coding region: 273-899 (208 amino acids)
Source: RefSeq, a predicted model, not a curated record
UUCCUAUCAAAAAAAGCGAGACAAAAAUAUUAAGAUUUAAUUUGUCCCGAAUAUUAUUUUGAGUAAAUUUAUCUGAAUUAUUUUUCAGCUUUUAAUUAUUUCACAGUGGGUAACCAAGCAGAAACAGAAGUAAAAUAUUACAUUGUUUGUUUGGUCAAAUUUUAAAACAAAAAUAUGCACAAAAUCAUAUACUAAAACCAAUUAUUCAUACUUUAUGAUUUUUUCGUUCAGGUUAGAAGUACGCAAAGAAAAGCGACAAUAAUUUUUAAAAUAUGAAGAUUCUCAUUAUUCUUGGAUUUCUUCUCGUCGCCAUUUAUGGACAUGUGAUAAAAGAUAACGUCUUGUUCGAAGCACUUACCGGAGACGCUGAGGAUGAAGAGAUUGGCACCCCAGAUGACGCCGCUUCUGGUGAAGGAAGUGCCCUACAAUAUGCUAACACUGACACAAACCCCACACCAGCUACAUCCGGUAAUUCCAAUGUAGGAAGUGCUGGUCAGGCUGCACCUUCACAGCCACCAACUGCAAAAGCUAGUGGAGCAAACACACCUGCCCCACCUCAGGCUACGCAGGCACCGAAACCCACUGCAAAAACUAUUAGCACAGUAUCACCACCUCAAAAUGUUCCAUCAAGUUAUGCACCAUAUAUCCUUCAAGCUCAAGCUCAAGGCUCAGGGUGCUUUGCUACGUUUGCAUCUGAAUCGCAAAAGGCUGAAAGCGUAAAACAAAAGAAUGUUGCGUAUAAUAACUUGCGAGGUUGCCUGUCCAGUAAAUGCAAGUUUAACAAGUGCAAUUUGAAAUUGAAGAAGUGUUUCGGUCACUCAUCAACUGAACAACACAAAUACAAAUGCUGGUACAAGUGGUUCCCUUGCGUAAGCAAGAAAUGUUCAAGCAACCUAUAAUGACUAUGGAAAAUGUUUAAUGGCAAAGCUAGUUAGCUAUACUAAUUGGAUUUUAAAUUUUGACUUACGCAUAAUAGAUUAAUCACGUAUUUACACAAUUUUAACUAGUUCUUUGUAGCUGUUUGGCUAUUUAAAGUAUAGAUAAUAAUUCAGUAAAUAUAUACCAAAAAUAA